Diaporthe citri is the source of this 3012-nucleotide messenger RNA. RefSeq lists its product as uncharacterized. The coding region runs from base 1 to 3012 and encodes 1003 amino acids. Gene Ontology annotation, cellular component: cytoplasm. Gene Ontology annotation, molecular function: metal ion binding; protein binding; ATP binding. Lineage: Eukaryota; Fungi; Ascomycota; Sordariomycetes; Diaporthales; Diaporthaceae. The record is from RefSeq and is a predicted model, not a curated record. The transcript has 3 exons.
AUGAAGCAAUCAUGGACCUUAGGCCUCCAAGCCUUCAAGGUCGCCUCGCAGCAUUCAGUCGAAAUGUUGAGAUUCCACGUCCUGAACCCGAUCGCGCGCGGCGUGGACCCUGAUGACUGCUUGGCUUUCGUCCAAGAACACCUACGCAAAGCGAAGGAGCUCGUUGAAGACUUCGAGGACAUUGCGAACACGUUUGGACGACGCGCAAGGGAGCGUCAGCUGCAGUUGACUUCGAACCGAAACCAGCAGCUGACUUUAAACCAAAGCCAGCAGCUCGCUUUUCGUCCAAGCCCUACUUCCUUUGCACCCCAGUCUCUCAGCCAGGCCAGUGCAGCCAGUUUCUAUGCAGCUAAUAACAAUGCAGUCAAUGUCAAUACGUACGCUCCAGCGAGUGCCUCACGUCCGCCGGCCACAAUCUUCAACGCUCAGCCACAAAAUGUCAAUACGUACAUUCCAGCGAGUGCCUCAUUUCCAACGGUCCCAGCUUUCAACGCUCAGCCACAAUCGCCCUCAAACGAAGUCAAUCAUUCGCAUGACACGCAGCACUACCAAGAUGACGGCCGUCGAGACGAUGUGCAGAACCUUCUUGUUCUGUCAGAGGUGGACAUUCCACCAAGCCAGAGAAAGCAGACCCCCAAGCAGAUGUCCUGUGACCUGACGGAGCACCAGCGGAUCGGCCUUACUUGGCUCCUUCAGCAGGAGAGAGACCCAAAGAAGAAAGGAGGCCUUCUUGCAGAUACAAUGGGCCUGGGAAAGACUGUGCAAGCGAUGGCACUAAUCUUGGCUCAUCCAUCCACUGAUCCAAAGCACAAGACCACCCUCAUCGUGGCUCCAUUGGCACUUCUCAGACAAUGGGAGCAAGAGAUUUUGACGAAAGUCAAGCCACGUUACAAGCUCAAUACCCUCGUCUUUCACGGUGAAGUCGCCAAGUAUAUGUCAGUCUCGGAGCUUCUCAAGCACGACGUCGUCCUAUGCACCUAUGGCAAACUGCAGACCGAGCACAAGAACAAGUACGAGCACAAGAAGCCUGAGAAGCUGAAGAUCUUGGCCGACAAGGCCAUAUUCUACCGCGUCAUCUUGGAUGAAGCACACAACAUCAGGAACCAGACCACCUACUGCUCCAAGGCAGCAGCAGAGAUCCAGUCAAAAUACAGACUUUGCAUGACUGGCACCCCGUUCAUGAAUCGGGCCGAGGAGAUCUUCCCUCUCAUUCGGUUCCUGAACAUCCCACCAUACAACAAAUGGGAUCGUUUCAGCGAGGACAUUGUCAGGCCCCUGAGGAAAUGGGAUGGAAACGAGAAGGAGCACGGCAUGAUCAAGCUGCAGGCCCUCUUCAGGAGUUUCACACUCCGACGGACCAAAGACAGCCGGCUCAAUGGGAAGCCCAUCAUCGAGCUGCCGCCGCGCACCGACAAACCAUCGUUUGUCGAGUUCAACGACGAGCAACGAGCGUUCUACCAGGCGCUGGAAGUGCAGCAGCAGCUGAAGUUCAACAAGUACCUGAAAAACGGCGCGGUGAUGAAGAACUACAUCCACAUCCUCAUUCUACUGCUGCGACUGCGCCAGGCGUGUGACCACCCGUUCCUCCUUAAGAACCUUGGCAUCCCAGAUGGAACCAAGCUGGAUGAGAAACAGAUGAUCAAGCUAGCCUGCCAGCUCCCCAGCGAUGUGGUGCAGAAGCUCAAGCGUCAGGAGAGUUUCGAGUGCCCUCUCUGCAGCGAUGCGACAGACAACCCUGUCAUCGUGUACCCCUGUGGCCACCACGUCUGCUCUAGCUGCUUCACUGGAAGCGUAAAAGUCGUAGAGACUGAAGACUUCAGCAAUGGUGGGGCGGACGAUGAAACCAUCUCCAGGAAGAAAUCUGUCGUCUCCUGUCCUGGUGAGGACUGCCAGCAUGCCAUCACCCCGACCAACAUCGUGUGCUACAACUUUCUCGCUGACGUGCCUGACUCUGGAUCGGAGUCUGACGAUGAUAACAUCAACAAGCAUUCAUUUAAAACUCCCAGGAGGGAUGAUGAAGACGCCGACCGCCAUGGCAAUCUUCGAGGAUUCGUCGUGAAUGACGAGGCCGCCUACGAUGAAGACAGCUCGGAUGACGAGGAAUCUGACGACGACAGUCAAGAUGGCGAAGGCGAUGCUGAGUCCCAGGAAGCUGAUGGCGACGGACGCAUGACCCACAUUGGCGGGUUUGGUCCUUCUCAGACUGAUGGUGCCUACGAUGACCUCAACGCCAACCGCCGACUUCAAACACCCAAGCGGAAGCCUUCAGCCAGCGCGCUGGGUGGUCACAGCGGGAAGAAGUCUCGGGCAUCUGCAGGGUCGCCGAGUGGAAAAAACAAGGGCAAAGGCCAGAAGAAGAAGACGAAGAUGAUUACAAUGGCUGAUCAGAGGCAGGCUGCCCAGCGCAGCGCGAUCGCCAUGUCCCGCUACAAGGCGCGCCUGCGCGAGGAGUGGAUCUCCAGCGCCAAGAUCGACGCGAUCAUGGACAUCCUGGAGCAGAUCCGCCCAAAGAAGGAGAAGACCCUGGUCUUCAGCCUCUGGACCUCGUUCCUCGACCUGGUCGAGAUCCCCGUCGAGAGGGCCAGGAUCAAGUUCACGCGGUAUGACGGGUCGAUGACCCCCGGCGCGCGCGAGGCGGCGGUUAAGUCGUUCAUGGAGGACCCGAGCGUCCGCGUCAUGUUGGUCUCGCUGACUGCGGGCAACGCGGGCCUGAACCUCACGGCUGCGAGCCAGGUCAUUGUUACGGAGCCGUUCUGGAACCCGUACGUCGAGGAGCAGGCCAUCGACCGGGCGCACCGGUUCGGCCAGGAGAAGCCGGUCACCGUGCACCGGCUGCUGAUUGAGGGCACCGUCGAGGACCGCAUUGUGCAGCUGCAGGAGAAGAAGAAGAUGCUUGUCGACGCGGCUCUGAGUGAGAGGGGUGCUGCUAACAUCUCCAGGCUCAAUGUCGCGGAGUUGCGGAACUUGUUUGGUCUGAGUGGAGAGUUCGGGGGCGAGUAUCCACCCGCUUGA